AUGUCACUACAGAUGAUAACAGUCAGUAAUAACAUGGCCUUAAUUCAACCAGGCUUCUCACUGAUGAAUUUUGAUGGGCAAGUUUUCUUCUUUGGCCAAAAAGGCUGGCCAAAGAGGUCCUGCCCCACUGGAGUUUUCCACUUUGAUGUAAAGCAUAACCAUCUCAAACUGAAGCCUGCACUUUUCUCUAAGGAUUCCUGCUACCUUCCUCCUCUUCGUUACCCAGCCACUUGCAUAUUCAGAAGCAGCUUAGAGUCUGAAAAGCAUCAAUACAUCAUCCAUGGAGGGAAAACACCAAACAAUGAGCUUUCAGAUAAGAUUUAUGUCAUGUCUAUUGCUGGCAAGAACAGCAAAAAAGUUACUUUUCGCUGCACGGAGAAAGACUUGGUAGGAGAUGUUCCCGAAGCCAGAUAUGGUCAUUCCAUUGAUGUGGUGUAUAGUCGAGGGAAAAGUAUAGGUGUUCUCUUUGGAGGACGGUCAUACAUUCCUUCUUCCCAAAGAACCACAGAAAAAUGGAAUAGUGUAGCUGACUGUCUGCCCCAUGUUUUCUUGGUGGAUUUUGAAUUUGGGUGCUCUACAUCAUACAUACUUCCAGAACUUCAGGAUGGGCUAUCUUUUCAUGUCUCUAUUGCCAGAAAUGAUACCGUCUAUAUUUUGGGAGGACAUUCACUUGCCAAUAACACCCGCCCUACCAACCUAUACAGAAUAAAGGUUGAUCUCCCAUUGGGUAGCCCAGCUGUGAAUUGCACAGUCUUGCCAGGAGGAAUCUCUGUCUCCAGUGCAAUCCUGACUCAAACAAACAAUGAUGAAUUUGUUAUUGUUGGUGGCUAUCAGCUUGAAAAUCAAAAGAGAAUGGUCUGCAACAUCGUCUCUUUCGAGGACAAUAAGAUAGAAAUUCAUGAGAUGCAGACCCCAGAUUGGACCCCAGAUAUUAAGCACAGCAAGAUCUGGUUUGGGAGCAACAUGGGAAAUGGAACUGUAUUCCUUGGCAUACCAGGAGACAAUAAACAGGCUACUUCAGAAGCUUUCUAUUUCUAUAUGUUGAAAUGUGCUGAAGACAAUGUGAAUGAAGAUCAGAAAACACUCACAAAUAGUCAGACAUCAACAGAAGACCCAGGGGACUCCACUCCCUUUGAAGACUCAGAAGAAUUUUGUUUCAGUGCAGAAGCAUGUAGCUUUGAUGGUGAUGAUGAAUUUGACACCUAUAAUGAAGAUGAUGAGGAAGAUGAGUCUGAGACAGGCUACUGGAUUACAUGCUGCCCUACUUGUGAUGUGGAUAUCAACACUUGGGUACCAUUUUAUUCAACUGAGCUCAACAAACCUGCCAUGAUCUACUGUUCUCAUGGAGAUGGGCACUGGGUCCAUGCUCAGUGCAUGGAUCUGGCAGAAGACACGCUCAUUCAUCUGUCAGAAGGAAGCAACAAAUAUUACUGCAAUGAACAUGUGAAGAUAGCAAGAGCACUGCAAACCCCCAAAAGAGUACUACCCUUAAAAAAGCCUCCACUGAAAUCCCUCCACAAAAAAGGUUCUGGGAAAAUUUUUACUCCUGCCAAGAAAUCUUUUCUUAGAAGGUUGUUUGAUUAG
This is a messenger RNA of Neomonachus schauinslandi (Hawaiian monk seal), 1584 nucleotides long. RefSeq names its product recombination activating 2 (gene RAG2). NCBI's taxonomy places the organism in Eukaryota, Metazoa, Chordata, Mammalia, Carnivora, Phocidae. Gene Ontology annotation, molecular function: protein binding; sequence-specific DNA binding. Gene Ontology annotation, cellular component: nucleus; DNA recombinase complex. The transcript has a single exon. Gene Ontology annotation, biological process: V(D)J recombination. The coding region runs from base 1 to 1584 and encodes 527 amino acids. The record is from RefSeq and is a predicted model, not a curated record.